Molecule: messenger RNA, 1509 nt
Organism: Diplodia corticola
Lineage: Eukaryota; Fungi; Ascomycota; Dothideomycetes; Botryosphaeriales; Botryosphaeriaceae
Product: allantoate permease
Exons: 4
Coding region: 1-1509 (502 amino acids)
Biological process (GO): transmembrane transport
Cellular component (GO): membrane
Molecular function (GO): transmembrane transporter activity
Source: RefSeq, a predicted model, not a curated record
AUGGCUACGGAGAAGGAAGUGCCCCAGGAUUCGGCACGUGGUAGUGUGGAAGAGCUCAGUGGUGCAGUGAAAGACAUCGAUGUCGCUGCCCGCUUCCUCGCAACCCUGGACGAUGAAGUCAGGGAGACUCCAAUCACCCCAGAAGAAGCCCGCAAGGUCCUCUGGAAGAUUGAUCUCUCCAUCCUUCCUCUGAUAUGGAUAUCCGCUAUCGUUGCUGCCGUCGACAAAGUAGUCAUCUCGAACGCCGCCAUUUAUGGCAUGAAGACGGAUACGCACCUUGUCGGAGAUCAGUACUCUUGGAUUGGAAGCAUCUUCUACUUCGGAUAUCUCAUCUUCGAGUACCCGAGUGCGUUUCUCAUCCAGCGUCUUCCCGUAGCCAAGUUCUUUUCUGCCACCGUCUUGGUUUGGGCCAUCAUGAUGUGCUGCACAGCCGCUACACACAACUUUGCCGGCCUUGCAGCCGUUCGAUUCAUCAUGGGAAUGGCUGAAGCCUGUUUAUUCCCGGUCUGCAACAUCAUGACCGUCAUGUGGUGGACGAACCAAGAGCAGCCCAUUCGUGCUGCCUGUUGGAUGUCUCAGUUCUCUUCAAUUUUCACCGGUAUUAUCAGCUACGGAAUUGGUAACGCCACCAACAUACAUCUCGCAACCUGGAGACUGCUCUUUCUGGUCCUGGGGGGCUUCUCUCUUCUUUGGGCGGUGGUCGUCUUCCUAUUUCUCCCGGACUCUCCAACAAAUUGCCGGUAUAUGACGGACCGCGAAAAGUUUAUUUGUCUGCAACGCAUCAAGGACAACAACACGGGUGUGGAGAGCAAAGAGAUCAAAUGGUACCAGAUCCGGGAGUGCUUGUGUGACCCUAAGACAUGGCUGCUUUUCAUCUUUGCCAUUGCUCAAAACAUCCCCAACGGUGGUCUCGUAACCUUUGCCUCGAUCAUUGUCUCUGGCCUCGGCUACUCUACACUGGUCACAACUCUGCUCGGUAUUCCGACCGGGAUCAUUGCCACGGUAUGGGCGUGGAUCAUGGCAUAUCCCGCAGGACGCUCGAAGAAGUUGCGCUGCAUCAUCGCAGCAUCCUGCAACCUUGUGACUGUGGUGUGUGCGGUACUCAUGUGGAAGCUUCCUCGAACCAACAAAGCUGGUUUACUGGCAGCCUACUACGUGUUUUACACGUAUUGGGGGCCUUAUGUGAUAGGGGCAUCGUUGCCCAUGGUAAACACGUCCGGGCACUCCAAAAAGGUGACGAUGAAUGCGGUCUACUUUCUUGCUUAUUGCACGGGAAACAUCAUCGGACCACAAGUCUUCCGAGCGAACGACGCACCAGAUUACACCCACGGGUAUGUCGGGCUCUUGGCAUGUUUGAUUGUGGCCAUGGUUGCAAUUCUGGCUUACGGCGCAUUAUGUGCCAUCGAAAACAAAAGGAGAGACGGUGCUGUGGGAGAAGGGGCUGUGCUUAUGGACGCCUUCUCGGACCGUACAGAUAAGGAAAAGAAGGAUUUUCGAUAUACUUAUUAA